Messenger RNA from Coregonus sp. 'balchen', 9205 nucleotides. The record is from the annotation of a GenBank genome assembly. NCBI's taxonomy places the organism in Eukaryota, Metazoa, Chordata, Actinopteri, Salmoniformes, Salmonidae.
AUGAGUGUUGAGGCAUACGGGCCGAGCUCGCAGACUCUCACGUUCCUGGACACUGAGGAAGCGGAGUUGCUUGGAGCAGAUACCCAGGGUUCGGAAUAUGAGUUCACAGAUUUUACCCUACCGAGCCAGACUCAAACAGGCCAAACGCAGAGUCAGUUGGACAACCAGGUUCGUGGAAUAAUUGUUGGAUAUUUUGUGGAAAACUACCUCGCUAACAGCGUCCUUAAUAUGGAACCUUGGAGGUAGCUAGUGUGCAGAAGCAGCUAGGUUAGCAUAUCUAGCACGCUAGCUGUCGAGCUACAUAGAAAACACAUGCAUCUGCCCCAGAGGCCACGCAGCUGGCUAACCAGUUAGCUUAGCCAGAAAGUUUACAUAAUGAUUUAGCAUGCUAGCAUUCGCUAAUAUGCGUUCUGAGAUGGACACCAGGAUUAUUUGACAAGCAGUCUGUCAUUUUCUUGAUAAGUAAGGUAGCCAUGACUGUACCAUUUUUAAACUUAAUUAUCUGCAUGACAGUCACAACAGGUAGUUAGCAAGCUUUAGAUAGUAGGCAUACUAGUUAGCUGCUGUGAGUUUGCUACAGCAAGUGCAUUUAAUAGCAAGUUAGCUAACUAGCUGUCAAAUGCACUUGUAGCUAAAACCUUUUUAUUUGUGGUGGUGUGUGUCCUUUUCCAGGUUAUUGACAUUAUGUUGCCACUGUCUUUAAAUGUCCACGUUUUUCUCCAGGUGAAUGUGCCUGAUGGAGUUCUGCAGAAUGGGGAAGACCCUGUUGUAAAAGCAAGUCAACUCCUUGCAGAUUUGAACUUUGAAGAAGACGAGGAGGACACCUAUUAUACUAAAGACCUCCCAGUCCAUGCAUGCAGGUAAUGUUCAGAAAUCCUUUUAGUUCUGUCAGACUGAUAAAAAAUGUGAGUGUUGAAAGUUAGCUUGUUUUAUCUGACUUUACCUUGCCCUAAACAUCAAUAUUAAUGUUGUCAUUGUGCUAUUUAUUUCCUUUCCCCAGUUACUGUGGCAUUCACGAUCCGGCAUGCGUGGUGUAUUGCAACACCAGCAAGAAGUGGUUUUGCAAUGGACGCGGCAAUACGUCUGGCAGGUAGGCUUCAAAGACCAACCAACAGCAGUUGUUGACCUUUCAUCUGUGGUGUACUCAGCUAAAUGUAGUUGCCGUCUACUCUACGUGGGAGGCUGUACACAGGAAGUAGAAAUGUGAUGCAAAUGGAGACUGAAGUGACUUAUACCCUUUUAACAAGGGUCAGAAAGACAUUUACCAGAAAUGUUGAUAUACCUACAUUUUACAUUUACAUUUGAGUGAUUUAGCAGACGCUCUUAUUCAGAGCAACUUACGGUAGUGAGUGCAUACAUUUUCAUGCUUUUUCUCUCACCUUCUCUCUCAGUCACAUUGUGAACCACCUGGUCAGAGCCAAGUCCAAGGAGGUGACUCUGCACAAGGACGGUCCUCUGGGGGAGACGGUGCUUGAGUGCUACAACUGCGGCUGUCGCAACGUCUUCCUCCUGGGCUUUAUCCCCGCCAAAGCAGACUCUGUGGUGGUACUGCUUUGCAGGUAAAGCAGGUCUAUGGUGUUUGUUAACCAUCUUUAUACCAUUCUGUAUCACAAUGAUCAGAUGCCCUGUUUCUCAAAAUGUUCUUGGCCCUUCUCAGACCUAGAUCCAAUGGCUCUAAUAAUUGAAUCAAAGAGAUUUUGUAAUAGAGUGCAUUGAUAGACGUAAUGUGUUUGUUUUGGUAAUGCAGGCAGCCAUGUGCCAGUCAGAGCAGUCUGAAAGACAUCAACUGGGACAGCUCCCAGUGGCAGCCGCUGAUCCAGGACCGCUGCUUCCUCUCCUGGCUGGUGAAGAUCCCCUCGGAGCAGGAGCAGCUUCGGGCCCGCCAGAUCACCGCCCAGCAGAUCAAUAAGCUGGAGGAGCUCUGGAAGGUUCAUAAGAUGCCUUAUUUAGCAUGAGUUUACCAGCAGUUUACUAUAGGCCAGUGGCCUUCUACUUUGGUCGUUUUUAUAUAAAAGCCAGUUAUAGAGCAGCACUCUAUAUGUGGUUGUUGUUUGACUGUAUCUGUCUGUCUGGGUGUCUUCAGGAAAACCCCACGGCCACUCUGGAGGACCUUGAGAAGCCCGGCGUGGACGAGGAGCCUCAGCACGUGCUGCUGCGCUACGAGGAUGCCUACCAGUACCAGAACAUAUUUGGCCCCCUGGUCAAACUGGAGGCUGACUACGAUAAGAAACUCAAAGAGUCCCAGGUAAGGCCAACUUUGUUCUGCUGGACUGUUCAGGCUAGCUCUUCCUGCUUUUGGAUGUAAAGGCAGUUUUGGUUUUACAUGUUUGAGUGAUCGCUCUCUCGUCUGUUUGUUUCACAGACCCAAGACAAUAUAACUGUCAGGUGGGACUUGGGACUCAAUAAAAAGCGGAUUGCUUAUUUCAGCCUUCCCAAGACGGACUCAGGUGGUAAUUCCUUUUUUGUUCAUCUCCAUCAACGUCACGAAGUGUCCACAAGUGGUCCAUGUCCAUUCCAUUCCAGCCACUACCUCCCCUCGCAUUCUCCCUGACGAGCAUGCUGGCCUGUCUUAUAGUCUAAGUCUGAAUGUGUGUGUGCAUGUACGAUUACAUUUUUGUAUGAUGAAUGUUCUAAAAUCUAUCAAUUCUAAAAUGUGCCUUUCAUAAGCUAAUUCCCUUUCCCUUGCUUUGCCAUUCUCUGUGUUUCUGUAGACAUGCGCCUGAUGCAGGGUGAUGAGAUUUGCCUGAGGUACAAGGGAGAUCUUGCCCCGCUCUGGAAGGGCAUUGGACAUGUCAUCAAAGUCCCAGACAGUAUCCUUUUCAUUGUUAUGUUGUGUUACCUUUUACUCUUCAGCAUCUUGUUUAAUGCACAAUUGAUUUACAUGAUUGUUUCUCUGUUUGGCGUUAUCCUUGCAAUACCACCACAAUAUCUCCACAUUAGUCUCUGGAAUGAAUAGGUGUAAUGUUUUGUGGUGUAUAGUUCUUAAUCCUUCCCUAAUAGACUAUGGCGAUGAGAUAGCCAUCGAGCUGAGGAGCAGUGCUGGGGCUCCCGUGGAAGUACCACAUAACUUCCAGGUUGACUUUGUGUGGAAGUCCACCUCUUUUGACAGGUAGGAAUCCUCUGACAAAAAUCAAUAUGUGAUGCAAUGGGUUGGGCUCAGCUUGCUUGGCAAUGGACUUACUAUUACACCAUGUUUCAACUUUUCUGCAGGAUGCAGAGUGCCCUGAAAACCUUUGCAGUGGACGAGACCUCUGUGUCUGGGUACAUCUACCACAAGCUGCUGGGUCACGAGGUGGAGGACGUGGUCAUCAAGUGUCAGCUGCCCAAACGCUUCACCGCCCAGGGCCUGCCUGACCUCAACCACUCACAGGUGGGUGUUAUCAUAGACAGAAGUUAUGAGUAGAUUUGAGUUAUUCCUUCGAAAACAAUAUUUGCUGACAGUUUGGCAUUUUACAAUGUUGUGUGUCAUCACGUAGGUGUAUGCUGUAAAGACUGUGCUGCAGCGUCCUCUCAGUCUCAUCCAGGGGCCCCCUGGCACUGGGAAAACUGUCACCUCUGCCACUGUAGUGUACCACCUGGCCAGACAGGGCAACGGGUAAGAUGUGAUCACUUAAUAGGGGACACCAUAUACAGUACUGACAAGUAAAUAACUUUCACUACAAGAGUGACUACAUUAGUAUUGGCAGAGGUCAUCACUGCAAAUGACACAUUGUUCUCAGUUGACCAACCAAAAGGUUAAUAAAGCACCUUAUCCAUCCCUAACACCAGUUGUGUGUGUGUGUGUGUGUCCUCAGGCCAGUGCUGGUGUGCGCUCCCAGCAACAUUGCGGUGGACCAGCUGACUGAGAAGAUCCACAUGUCGGGCCUGAAGGUGGUGAGGCUCUGUGCCAAGAGCAGAGAGGCCAUUGACUCCCCUGUGUCCUUCCUGGCUCUUCACAACCAGAUCCGCAACAUGGACAGGUAACCUGGGACUGCUACCCAGAGAGGAAUGGUGUCUUUAUCUCAUCAGGUGUCCUGUUAUCUCGAGACGAAGGAUCGAUUCCACUUGAGAACUAGGCUAUGGGCCAUGAGAGUUGCCUCAGUUUAAAAGCAUAGAUGCGCAGGUCAUGUUCCGAGGGCUUUCCUCUGCCUUGCAGCUUUUCUGCACAUUAGCCUUCAUUAUAGGCUACAUCAUUUCAGCACAGUAAAGAGCACUGGUUUCUCAGUUUGUGUUUUGCUGUAUCUGUGUGCAGUAUACCAGAGCUUCAGAAGCUGCAGCAGCUGAAGGACGAGACUGGGGAGCUGUCCUCCUCUGAUGAGAAGCGCUACAGGGCCUUGAAGCGCACCGCCGAGAGGGAACUACUCAUGGUAACAUCUGCUUCUUUUCCACUCUCCCUUAAAUCAAAGUCCUAAAAAUGUCUUAAUUCCACUGUAAAUAAAUAUCUACUUCCUCAAGUUGAUUAUCACUGACCAUGUCUCCCUUCACUCCCAUCUCUGCUCCUCAGAAUGCUGAUGUGAUCUGCUGUACCUGUGUGGGGGCAGGAGACCCCCGCCUGGCCAAGAUGCAGUUCCGCUCCAUCCUCAUUGAUGAGAGCACGCAGGCCACUGAGCCCGAAUGCAUGGUGCCUGUCAUACUUGGGGCCAAACAGGUAUGUCUCAGGGCAAUCUUUAAGAGAAAUUAUGCCCAGUCAGUUAGCUCAAUGACAGGUCCCAACUUCUCUCUGUGUCUCGUACAGAAUGUUAAUCAAAAGUUGUUGCUGAUGGACAAGUGUAGUGACAUUUAUUGCCUCCAGUUGUCUGUGCUUGGUUGAAUCUGACAUUAUUGCAAGUGCAGAAGACUGAGUGAGGCACUACAGCUACACCCAAUUCUAGUUCCCACGCCACACAACAUUGGAUUUGAAUUGGAAUUACCUUUCUAUUCAUACUAAAUCUAUGAUUUCUCUCUGUUUCUCUCCAGCUGAUCCUGGUGGGAGACCAUUGCCAGCUGGGUCCAGUAGUGAUGUGUAAGAAGGCAGCCAAGGCAGGCCUGUCCCAGUCCCUGUUUGAGCGUCUGGUGGUGCUGGGCAUCAGGCCCAUCCGUCUGCAGGUGCAGUACCGUAUGCACCCAGCCCUCAGCGCCUUCCCCUCCAACAUCUUCUACGAGGGCUCCCUGCAGAACGGAGUCACCGCGGGUAAGUCGUUGAGGGAAAAGGACUCGGUGCCAGUGUAUAGAACCCUCAUAAACAGAGGUUAGGGUUAGGUUAUGUGUUUGGCCAGUGUCGUGACGUGACUUUCAUUAUUGUGAUGUCUAUUAUUUAUCGAAUAAUGACCUACUAUGUUUAAAUGUUACUAGAUUAAAUGAAUCAUGUAGCAAUUAACUCAUUAGGAAUUUGGGGCACCACAGGAAAAGUUGUUUAACGAGUUACCGUUUCCUGAAUUAACUCUAAAGAUAUCUUGAUAUCUCUUAUCGUUUAAGUCAUUUAUUAAUAAUUUACCUCAUAUCAGUCUCAUUCUGAGAGUCGUAGGCUCUUUAAGUCUGCACGAACCUUACUGAUCAUUCCUUACCAUACAAAUUGAUGUAAUUAUUUAUUUACUAACUAAUUAAAAAUUAUAACACAAGAUACAAACACGCACACGGUAUAGGUAGGGAUUAGAAACUUAAUACAAUGAAAACGUGUCCCUAGCGGACUAACACAAUAUGACACUUGUUACAAAAGAUGGCGAUUUAAAGAGAGAGAGAGAAAACACUUGGAUACACAUGGACCUAUGCUCACAGUAAUCCUAAUACUUUGCCCCAAACUGCCGCCCGUUUGGGAAGAAAAGCAAUGCAUGUAUUUACGUGUUGGAGGUCUUCGUGGUGUAUCUCUGUUGGACCCAGGCCUUCGUGGGAAGGGGUCGAUUGGGCCUUCUCUUUCGGAUGGCCUUUUAGAUGUAAGGCUCAGAUUGUCCACAAGAGGUCACAAUGGCCUUCUUCUUAGUUUUCUGUUUACUUUCACUCAUUCUGGAAGUGGUCUUCUGAGGACGGCUAAUCAGCCGUGUCGAUGAUCCCCUGUGGGGUGAUGAGAGCAGUGUAGUAGACGAUGGCUUGAAGAGAGUAACAGGAUGGUCCCACCUAAAUUCACCUUCUUAGAUACAGUACUUAGAACAGCUACUCAGCCGUAACAUUGAUUGUUAGUGGAGGCAACUUUGUCGUCUUCACCUCGUGUUGAUUUUCAGGUUCGGGACCAAUAUGGACAAAAGCUGCAGCUUGAGGUCCGUCUAGUCUGAUCUGAUAAUUCUUAUCUCAGUCUUUUAUGCACUCUGGUAAAGAGGAGCGUUUCCGUCAUACUGACCCGCUCUCUGAGCUCCCUCGAGCGUGGCUAGUUACGAGGCAAAAUUAUUAUCAUCACUAUGAUUUUGUUAGGAAUGUGAUUUUAGCUUUCUAUCUUCACAAAAACAUUGUCUUCCUCCUUGAUAUUUUCUACACAAGGUAAAGGAUGCAAACCUGAUAUCCACAGUGUAAAAGCUCUUCAAGUCACAAUGUUUUCAUUAUAACACCUUUAUACCAUUUUGAAUGACAUCACAAAAUAGACAUACAUUUUCCAUUUUCCAUUUCUCAUCAUUCCCAACAUUUAGAUGUUGAAAUAUAUUGUCCCAAUGUUCAUUGUUGGAUGUUGAAGUUUUUGGCCGGCAAAAAGUCUCUGGAAAAAAAGGCAUUCCUUUCACCAUACUAGGAUGCCAGAGAUAGAUUAUCCUCCUCUCUAAUUUAUGGCAGUAUUAAGGUGUCAAGACAGGCACAGCCCCCCUGUGAGUUACCUGUCCCUGUGGGUAAGAGGGUCUGGUUGUUGUCGGCCAUUUGCCAAGCUGAUGUGAGGCCUUUGAUUCUCACCCAGGGAGAGUCAUGACACCAGCAAGCGGGGAAUGGGCUCCCUGUUGUCUACAAACUAGUUGGGCAGUUGACAUAAUCCGUCUCGAAGGACCAAGAAAACAGAACAAUCAUGUAUUGCCUUAUAACAGAAGGUUUUACUAAGUUUGCACCAGGUGGAAAACACCCAAAACAAAGCUAAAACAUGUCACUGGCUUCUACACUUAAUUCUGGAUGAACCUUAAUGUUAACGUACUAACUCUCCCUUUCUUGACCUCUUUCUUUUAAUUAUACAGCUGACCGCAUCAAGAAAGGCUUUGACUUCCAGUGGCCACAGCCAGACAAACCCAUGUUCUUCUACGUGACCCAGGGCCAGGAGGAAAUCGCAAGCUCUGGAACCUCCUAUCUUAACAGGUAUUUGACAAACGGAAGCAUUUGUCAUUUCUGACCAAACAGACAGACUUCAUUCAUAAAAAGGGUAUGUUUGCUUUUUUUUAGUGAAUAAGCUUUUCUUCUCUUCUCUCUCUAUCUCAGGACUGAGGCUUCCAACGUGGAGAAGAUCACCACCAGGCUGCUCAAGGCCGGGGCCAAGCCUGACCAGAUAGGCAUCAUCACCCCCUACGAGGGUCAGCGGUCCUACCUGGUGCAGUACAUGCAGUUCAGUGGCUCUCUCCACACCAAGCUCUACCAGGUACAGCAUGCUCACAGGGUUAGGGAGUUAUAUCAGAUGGGAAAGAAAUUAUAAUGGCAUGCCACUGUGGCACUCAAGUCUGUGUAGUACUUUCUGCAGUACCUUUAAAAACGGGAUACAUUACUGUUUUUAUGUUUAGGCCAGAUGGUGAUUGGAACAGUACUAGUUAAUAGUUUUCCUGUCUCUUGGCUGUCCUCAGGAGGUGGAGAUAGCCAGUGUCGAUGCCUUCCAGGGCAGAGAGAAGGACUUCAUCAUCCUGUCCUGUGUCAGAGCCAACGAGCACCAGGGCAUUGGCUUCCUCAACGACCCACGACGUCUCAACGUGGCUCUCACCAGGGCCAGGUAAACAACACCUGGACCUGUGCAGUACAGUCCCUCUCGGUUUCCUGAUGCUCAACAGAUAAUUAGAAACAUCUUAUCAUCCUGUCUUUUUAACUUUUGAAAGACUAUUUGAAUAUUUGUCUUUGGUGUUAUGUCAACAUUUGAUCAUUACUCUGACAGUCCCAAAGUAUAGAAGUCCUAUUCUCUACCUGUAAAGGAACUGUGUCCUGUGUGUGUGUGUGUAGGUAUGGGGUUAUCAUCGUGGGCAACCCCAAGGCCCUGUCCAAGCAGCCUCUGUGGAACCACCUUCUCAACUACUACAAGGAGCAGAAGGUUCUGGUGGAGGGACCCCUCAACAACCUGAGAGAGAGCCUCAUGCAGUUCAGCAAGCCUCGCAAGCUGGUCAACGCCAUCAACCCUGUGAGUCUCGUCCCCCCUUGAACACGUGUGGGUGUGUUUGAUCAUGUACGUGUUUAUGUGGUGCGUGGUGUUUUACUUUCAUGAUUUACUUUGGUGUAAAUGGGACACCAUUAUAAAAAGAACAUGUGCGUCGGCUACUUUUCCGACUUACUGAAAUGUUUGUUCUAUGUGUGGGUUCUUCAGGGGGGCCGUUUCAUGAGCACAGCCAUGUAUGAUGCCAGGGAGGCUCUUAUUCCUGGAUCUGUGUAUGACCGCAACAGCACUGGUGAGAGGCGACGUCAAACUGUAAACUUGUGUGUCUUUGUACUUGUCUUGCCAUUGUCUAAAAUGGUCUCUUUUCUCCCUUCAGGACGUACAUCCAACAUGUACUUCCAGACCCACGACCAGAUUGGCAUGAUUGGCCCAGGCCCCAUGGCCUCCAUGAACAUCCCCAUCCCCUUCAACCUGGUCAUGCCCCCGCCAGGCUACAUGGGCCAGGUCAACGGCCCCCAAGCAGGCCGUGGCGGAGGUAUGAAGGGUAAGGCGGGCGGAGGGGCACGAGGCGGGCGCCAGAGGAGCCGUGGUAUGGGGAACAAUGGCGGGGGCAGUGGGCAGCACGGCCACGUGAGUGGCAGCCAGGCCAGCCAGGACCUGGGCUCCCAGCCCUUCUCCCAGGGACCCCUCACCCAGGGCUACAUCACCAUGAGCCAGCCCUCCCAGAUGAGCCAGCCUGGCCUGUCUCAGCCUGAACUCUCCCAGGUAAGUCAGCAGAACCUUUACAUUUUCAUCAUUUAGCAGACAUUAUUGGUCUGACAUAGACAUACAUGCAUGAAAAUAAGCAGGCUAAAAGCUUCUCCUUUGUUGUUUUCCUUAUAGGACAGCUACCUUGGCGAUGAGUUCAAGUCCCAGAUUGACGUGGCCCUCUCCCAAGACUCCACCUACCAGGGGGAAAGAGCCUAUCAACAUGGUGUGACUGGACUGUCCCAGUACUAG